Messenger RNA from Entelurus aequoreus (snake pipefish), 4853 nucleotides. Its product is annotated as neuronal membrane glycoprotein M6-b-like. The transcript is spliced from 7 exons. Gene Ontology annotation, cellular component: plasma membrane; myelin sheath. NCBI's taxonomy places the organism in Eukaryota, Metazoa, Chordata, Actinopteri, Syngnathiformes, Syngnathidae. Gene Ontology annotation, molecular function: structural constituent of myelin sheath. The record is from RefSeq and is a predicted model, not a curated record. Bases 124 to 1002 code for a protein of 292 amino acids. Gene Ontology annotation, biological process: axon development; central nervous system myelination.
GAGAGAGAGAGAGGGAGAGAGGGAGCGCGCACAAGCAUCAAGUCCCCACCAGCAGAUCCCACCAUCGUUCUACUGGAAGCUUCCCCAGUGCCGCUGGAAAAGAGACCAUAAAGCCGCAUAAAAAUGGACGGAACAAAGCCGGCCUUGGAGUCCAACGCGGAGGAGCCUCAAGAAGAAGGACAGGAGAGCAAAGGAUGCUUUGAGUGCUGCAUCAAGUGUCUGGGCGGGGUGCCCUACGCCUCCCUGGUGGCCACCAUUCUCUGCUUCUCCGGCGUGGCCCUGUUCUGUGGCUGCGGCCAUGUGGCGCUGACGGGCACGCUGACCAUGUUGGAGAACCACUUCUCCAGGAUCACCACCGACCACGCCACCCUCACCAUGGUGAUUCAGAUCUUCCAGUACAUCAUCUAUGGCAUCGCCUCCUUCUUCUUUGUCUAUGCCAUCGUCCUGCUGGCCGAGGGCUUCUAUACCACCAGCGCCAUCAAGAAGGAGCUUCAGAGCGACUUCAAGACCACCGUGUGCGGACGCUGCAUCACUGCCUUCUUCAUGUUUCUGACCUACAUCCUCGCCCUGGCCUUCCUCGCCAUUUUCGGCUUCACUGCCAUCCCGGUGUUCCUUUUUUUCAACAUGUGGAACACCUGUGCUGCCAUGAGGUCCCCGGACUCCAACAUCACCUUACCGGACUCCAUCUGCGUGGACGUCAGGCAGUAUGGUAUCAUUCCGUGGAACGCCACCCCGGGCAAAGCUUGUGGCGCCACUUUGGGUGACAUUUGCAACACGAGCGAGUUCUACCUGUCUUACCACCUCUACAUUGUGGCGUUUGCCGGUGCCGGAGCUACUGUCAUUGCACUGAUUCACUAUCUGAUGAUCCUGUCAGCCAACUGGGCAUACCUAAAGAGCGCCGUCUCUACGCACGACUACCAGGACAUCAAGACUAAGGACGACCAGGACCUGGAGGCGGAGGCGCGCUCCAAGGAGGGCCAGAACUCGUCAUCCUACUCAUAAGGAUGAGCGACACCGCUCCGAGCACCGACCACACCCCCCCUCACACCGCCAACCGACCCCACCACACCCAGCCCCUUCUGUAAAAAAAUAAAAAUAAAUAAAACAAAAAAAAAACAACCGACCCCCCCCCUCCUCCCCCCAGGUUAUAUUCGAUAGUGCCGCAGACUCCUGAGUCUCUCUACUCUUCCCUUCCGCCAUGUUGGAUAGCGUGGGCGUGUGUUCCCACCAGAAGGGAACAGGAUAGAGGAUCAGGAAUAAACGGCAGCCCCCCCCGGCCCCAAAGAAGUUUCAGAACGGGCCGAGCUUGCCUGCCGGGGUCGGAGCUCACGUACGGUUUAUCGGCUCCCGAAAGCGUCUAGGAGUUGCCGGGCUGCGGUCCAGGCCGCGAUGGCCUCGUCCUGCCUCUUGACACACGGCUCGCCGCGGCCUAAGUGAACAUUGUUUACUGUCGGCGCCCUCCAACGGGAACCCAGACAGCGACCAACUUCCUCCGUUUUUUUUGAUGUUUUAUAUGCAUAUAUAUAUAUAUGAAUAUGAAUAUACUGUGUGAAUGUGCGUGAAUGUUGUUGUUUUUUAAUACACUCUGAAAAGUAUGCCAGGUAUUAUUAAGCUCUUUCAUUUUAUGUUUUCUGGCGUUCAUUUGAUCUUCCUUUGACUCUUUAUUCCUGCUGUUUAAAACAUUGUUGCUGUUCAGACGACUCCCUUAACGAGUCAACCACCCACAAACACACAUUCAUGUUUCUCAAGGAAGUGUAGAGAGCACAAUUUGACAUUUUGGGAAACGCUUACUUGUGCUCACAUUUCUUGACUUUCCCCCCGCAAAGUUCUCUUGGCAUAAAAAAAAAAAAGAAAAAUGUUGGAGCCUUUUAAAAAUCUGUGCAUUCAAAAAACAACUAUUCAGUUGUAUCAAUACUUCUAAUUAAAGAAAAGCUAAGCACAAAACUUAAAAAACUACAAUUGGAACAGCUUUGUUUACUAUUUUUUAGUCUGUAUGCUGGCUUGUGGAGUGUGCUAAUCAUUAUUGGUGCUAAAAAAAAAAAUGUAUUCACAUCUGAAUCGUGUUUAUAUUUAUUCCGGUUUUAAUUAAUUAAUCAUUUUCAACAGUAUUGUUUUGUGUAAGAAUCCAUCUUUAAAAAUGCUUGUUUUAGGUCAUCCUUGUCUAUACAACAUCAUACGUCCCCAGCCAAAAGUAACUUUUGUAAGCUGUUUUUAAAAGGUUUCAUUAUUAUUUAACACCAAAAAGUAUUCUGCAAGAAUCGGUUUGAAUCGAUAAUCAAUUCUGAAUCGAAUCGUCACCCCAAGCAUUGCAGCCCAACAGAGUCAUGAGUUGUUGUGUAAUAUUCCCAUCCCUACUGAGAAUGAAUACAUCCCUAAAAUGGAAAAUAUCUGCUAAAACUUGAGAGUUGGAGAUUCCGUUGCCUCAAAACAUAAUAAUAGUGUAUGUUUGCAACUCCAGAUCAUUUUUACUGAAUGAAAGUGUGGGCGAAAUGGCUAUUUAACAGUGUCUAAAAUGGUGUUUCUUAACCAUUGUUGGGCCGCCAAAAAAUAUGGGUUUCUCAGCCAUGGGCCGCAGUACACUUUCCCACCAGUUGUGGCAGUAAUGACAAUAUCAAACAGUCUGGAGCGGAAGUUAGAGAAUAUCUCAAGUGCAAAAAUUAUGACUAAAGUGGCGAAGCUGUAUUUUCGUUUGUUUUGUUUCAUUUUUUUUUCACAUUUUAUUGAUUUUAGCACGACAUAAUUAUAUAUCAAUUUAUUUUUCAUCAGUUUAUUUUUGAGUCCCUGGCAGUAUAUUUGGUUAGUAGUAGAGAUGUCCGAUAAUAUCGGCCUGCCGAUAUUAUCGGCCGAUAUAUGCGUUAAAAUGUAAUAUCCGAAAUUAUCGGUAUCGUUUUUUUUAUUAUCGGUAUCGUUUUGUUUUUUGUUUGUUUGUUUUUUGUUUUUUUUAUUAAAUCAACAUAAAAAACACAAGAUACACUUACAAUUAGUGCACCAACCCAAAAAACCUCCCUCCCCCAUUCACACUCAUUCACACAAAAGGGUUGUUUCUUUCUGUUAUUAAUAUUCUGGUUCCUACAUUAUAUAUCAAUAUAUAUCAAUACAGUCUGCAAGGGAUACAGUCCGUAAGCACACAUGAUUGUGCGGGCUGUUGGUCCACUAAUAGUACUAACCUUUAACAGUUAAUUUUACUAAUUUUCAUUGAUUACUAGUUUCUAUGUAACUGUUUUUAUAUUGUUGUACUUUCUUUUUUAUUCAAGAAAAUGUUUUUAAUUCAUUUAUCUUACUUUACUAAAAAUUUUUAAAAAGUACCUUAUGUUCACCAUACCUGGUUGUCCAAAUUAGGCAUAAUAAUGUGUUAAUUCCACGACUGCAUAUAUCGGUUGAUAUCGGUAUCGGUUGAUAUCGGUAUCGGUAAUUAAAGAGUUGGCCAAUAUCGGAAUAUCGGAUAUCGGCAAAAAGCCAUUAUCGGACAUCCCUAGUUAGUAGUUAUUUUUCCAAUCAGCCUGACCUAAUCCUAAGGUUUAUGUGUUAAAUAAAUAAUAAUCUCUGUAAUUAAUGAAAACAAUUAUUGAAUAUGAUUAAAAUUAAGAGUAAGAUUAAUAAUUCAGUGGUAAUAUUUGAAGGCCCGGGCCCCUAUGUAGUGGAAAAGUUUGGCCCUGACCUCGAAACGGUUAAAAACCCCUGCUCUAGAACAAUAGCAGAAUUUCUGUAAUACUUCAUAAUCCACGCAAGUAAACGUUUCCCAACAAUAACUUUUCUUUCGCCAGCAAACCCGACACCUCAGGUAUCAAAUCAAAUUGUUGUGUCUUUUUUUGCAUUUUAAGCACUUACCCGAAUCACAUUGCUACGCAUGAAAGGUCAUUUUGUGAAAUGCAACGCAUCACCUGUAAAUAGUUGUAACCCCCCGAAAAGACCCCAAAUUGACGCCGUGAGAACACAAUCAGUGUUACGACACGCUAUUCAAUAUUUUGGAUUGCUCCUUUUUCGCGUUUGCUAUAACAAUUGUCACGUAACACUCCAAAUGAUAUGUGGUGAGAGGGCUGCAGUGUAGUUAUGACGACAUGGAUUGAGGUGCUUGUAAUGUAUGCAUUUAAAAAUGUGAGAGAAUUAAUUUUCAAUCAAUUGUGAUGAUGUUUUUGUUUGGGGUUUUUUUUGGACGGCCAGCCAAAAUAGUGACUUUUUAACGCACUUCUUAAUGUUUUUGUUUUUUUUCAUUCUCUCUCAGAUGAGCCACAUAGACUGUUUCUGGAUGUUUACACUCUGAACUCAACACGUCAGGAAUUUCCUACAUUAAUUUUAUAAUCCUUUAAGGUUUCAUAUCCCAUAAUGUAUAUUGUAUAAUUGAUGAUCACUGCUUAGUCAACCCGAGAAGAAAAAAGAAAGAAAAAAACAGACAAUUUCUGAUGAGAUGAAGCAUGUCAGUAUUGUGUGCAGCUGUCUAUUCUGUAUAAAAAUGACUUUAUCGCCAUGUGUGUUAUUGUUUGAUAAAUAUACGUGCUCUGCCGCCACGUGGAUGUAAAAGGCAAACUUCAAUUUCCUGUGAGACGAUGCGUGUCAGGUUGUUGCUGUUUCCUUGUUAAUUGCAUGAAAGAGACAUUACUGUCUUUGCAGUUUUUUCAGGUGAUGUGUAGUCAAUUGUAUGACAACUUUGGUAGGCGGUGUUUUGCCCCCCUUCCUUUGCACCCCCGCCCCUUUUCUAAAAAAAAAAAAAUUUCCAUUGUACUUUGAUGGCAUUGUAGUCUCUGUAGGUGUUUCCUUAUGCUUUUUAUUUUUAGUUGGAAAUAGAUUUACGACUCCUGCAUAGUGAUGAUUUUUGUAACCUUCUCUAGUAAAACCGGUAUUUUUUAUUAUCGUGA